AUGGCCACCCGCAACCGAAAAUCUGACACCGCCAACGGCGAGUCCUCGGGGGCCACGAAGGAGCUGGACAGCCAGACGGACUUGAGCGUCGAGGGCACGAUUGCCGCGGCGCUGGCGCCCUCGCAGGUGGAGCGCGAUGAAGUGAAGGUGAACAAUGCGAGUGCGACGGAGAUGAAGCACGCGUGCGACGAUGCGCUCAAACGCUUUCUCUCUCGGCCGGAGCUCUUCAAGCAGAUAUACACACAUACAGACGUACGGCUAGCCCUCGGCUGGGCGAGCGUCUUUGUUGCAGCUGGCACAGGGCUGUACGGCUGGAAAGUUGACUUCGAGAGGAGCAAGCCAGUCGUGUGGGCCGGUGUCAUCCUAUAUAUGAUCCUGACCAGUCUGCAAACGCUUUAUGCAUAUUUUAUCGAAGGGGAUAUCGUUUUCGUCGGAAAGCGGAAGACAUUUGACAAACGGAUUGUAACAGAACGGAUAACCUUGACCUCCGCGACAAAGCCCUCAACACCAUCAACCCCACCCGCGUACGCGCUCACCGUGUCGUACGUGCGCUCCACCUCCGGUGGCAAGUCUCUCCUUGGGCGCGGACGCGCCGCGACGGAGCGAGGCUACAACGCGUUCUUCGACGAGCGCGGCGUCAUGGACCAGGCGGCGUUUGAGCGCUGGGUUGGCCAGCUCGUGGGGCGCGUCAUGGAGAGCAAGGCGGAGUAG
This is a messenger RNA of Sparassis crispa, 711 nucleotides long. RefSeq lists its product as hypothetical. Gene Ontology annotation, biological process: protein targeting to ER. Gene Ontology annotation, cellular component: signal peptidase complex; membrane. The record is from RefSeq and is a predicted model, not a curated record. The transcript is spliced from 4 exons. NCBI's taxonomy places the organism in Eukaryota, Fungi, Basidiomycota, Agaricomycetes, Polyporales, Sparassidaceae. Bases 1 to 711 code for a protein of 236 amino acids.